UUCCCCCCCUCGGCAGCCCGCGCUGCCGCCGCUCUCCCCCGCUCCCCUCCCCCAAGGCCUGACAUGCCGGGUAUGAUGGAGAAGGGAGCGGAGCUCCUGGGGGGCAAGAGCCGGGCAGCCCCCAACGGCACCAAGAGCAGCAGCCCCUCCAACGGGCACUACUCGGAGCCGGAGAGCGGCGGCGGCGACAGUGGCGACGAGCACGAUGUAGGAAUGAGGGUCGGAGCGGAAUACCAGGCGCGCAUUCCUGACUUCGAGCCCGGUGCCACAAAAUACACUGAUAAAGAUAAUGGAGGGAUGCUUGUAUGGUCUCCAUAUCAUAAUAUUCCAGAUGCCAAGUUGGAUGAAUAUAUAGCAAUAGCAAAGGAAAAACAUGGAUACAAUGUGGAACAGGCUCUCGGCAUGUUAUUCUGGCAUAAGCACAAUAUUGAGAAGUCUCUUGCGGAUCUCCCUAACUUCACUCCUUUCCCUGAUGAAUGGACAGUUGAAGAUAAAGUCCUAUUUGAACAAGCAUUUAGCUUCCAUGGAAAGAGCUUUCACAGGAUCCAGCAAAUGCUUCCAGACAAGACUAUUGCAAGCCUUGUAAAAUAUUACUAUUCUUGGAAAAAAACUCGCUCUAGGACAAGUUUGAUGGAUCGGCAGGCUCGAAAACUAGCUAAUAGAAAUAAUCAAGGUGACAGUGAUGAUGACGUAGAAGAAGCUCAUCCAAUGGAUGGAAAUGAUAGUGAUUAUGAUCCCAAAAAAGAAGCCAAAAAGGAGGGCAAUAAUGAGCAGCCUGUUCAGACCAGCAAAAUAGGUCUGGGUAGAAGAGAGUAUCAGAGCUUGCAGCAUCGCCACCAUUCUCAGCGUUCCAAAUGCCGUCCACCAAAAGGCAUGUACCUGACCCAGGAAGAUGUGAUAGCUGUUUCCUGUAGUCCCAAUGCAGCCAACACAAUUCUUAGACAGCUGGAUAUGGAACUAAUCUCAUUAAAGCGACAGGUUCAAAAUGCUAAGCAAGUAAACAGUGCACUUAAACAGAAAAUGGAAGGCGGGAUUGAAGAAUUCAAACCUCCUGAGUCUAAUCAGAAAAUCAAUGCCCGUUGGACCACAGAAGAGCAGCUUCUUGCAGUUCAAGGUGUCCGAAAAUACGGUAAAGAUUUUCAAGCUAUUGCAGAUGUAAUUGGCAACAAGACUGUUGGCCAAGUGAAGAACUUCUUUGUAAACUACAGGCGUCGGUUUAACUUAGAGGAGGUAUUGCAGGAAUGGGAAGCGGAACAAGGAACCCUGGCUUCUAAUGGUGAUGCUUCUGCUUUAGGGGAGGACACAAAAAAUACUUCUAAUGUGCCAUCAGGAAAGAGCACUGAUGAAGAAGAUGAGGCACAAAGCACUCCGGCCACUCAGUGUUUAGGCCCUUCACCUCCAGCACAGGCAUCUGCUCCAGCACCUACUGCUCCCAUGGCAACUUUAAAUCAGCCGCCCCCGUUACUUCGUCCAGCGCUUCCUGCUGCUCCUGCUCUCCAUCGUCAGCCUCCACCACUUCAACAGCAGGCACGAUUUAUUCAGCCAAGGCCGACUCUAAAUCAGCCUCCCCCACCGCUCAUCCGCCCAGCUAAUUCCAUGCCUCCUCGUCUAAACCCAAGGCCAGUGUUAACCACGGUUAGCGGCCAGCAGCCACCCUCGCUUAUUGGAAUUCAGACAGAAUCUCAGUCCACUCUGCACUGAAGUAAUAAAGCAGAAUUAUGCUAACUCCUACAUUUGAAAAAUUGUAUUCAUGUACUUUUUUUUUUCCAAAUAAUGAAGGGGAGAAAAGAGCAAGCCUUCACAGGUAUCAGACCAGUUUUACAGAGGAGCAAGCUAAUAACUAGAAACAGAACCACGUGAAUGACCACCUGUAUAAAAAUAUUUUUAUGUCGAAGACUUGUACAGCAGAACAAUGCCUACAACACAGCCCUCCUCUAUACGAAUAACUGUUGAAGGACGCUAACUUCUUAAAUGAAUAAAUGUUCAACACACCAAGAUUUUGUUUAACUGAUUUUUACUCUAUUUAUUUUAUUACAGUUCUUUGUAGUCAAGCAUCUAACUACAGGAAAGUAGUCUGGCAAAUCUAGGAAUAGAUAAUAUUGUAGGAGACUUUAAAUGUAGCGUUGGGGGGAUUUUGUGUGUGUGUGAAUUUUUUUUUUUUUUACUUUUAGUGCAAAAAAAAAAAAAUGGCCUUAGGUUCAGAAUUUUUGGCCCUUUUAAA
This is a messenger RNA of Gavia stellata (red-throated loon), 2221 nucleotides long. It is a transcript of the gene RCOR3, whose product is annotated as REST corepressor 3. The record is from RefSeq and is a predicted model, not a curated record. NCBI's taxonomy places the organism in Eukaryota, Metazoa, Chordata, Aves, Gaviiformes, Gaviidae. The coding region runs from base 64 to 1701 and encodes 545 amino acids. Gene Ontology annotation, molecular function: transcription corepressor activity. The transcript is spliced from 12 exons. Gene Ontology annotation, biological process: regulation of transcription by RNA polymerase II; negative regulation of DNA-templated transcription. Gene Ontology annotation, cellular component: histone deacetylase complex; transcription regulator complex.